Raphanus sativus (radish) is the source of this 1041-nucleotide messenger RNA. Its product is annotated as 40S ribosomal protein S3-2. Lineage: Eukaryota; Viridiplantae; Streptophyta; Magnoliopsida; Brassicales; Brassicaceae. The transcript is spliced from 6 exons. Bases 130 to 879 code for a protein of 249 amino acids. Gene Ontology annotation, cellular component: cytosolic small ribosomal subunit; nucleus. Gene Ontology annotation, biological process: translation. The record is from RefSeq and is a predicted model, not a curated record. Gene Ontology annotation, molecular function: structural constituent of ribosome; RNA binding.
AAUGGGCUACUCUUAUCAGUAAAUAAGCCCAGCAAAAGCUCCAGAAACCCUAGUCCCCAACUAUUUAUUCGUUCCUUACCGCCGAUUCUAGGGUUUUCACACUUCCAAUCAAUCGGCGAGACUUCAAAGAUGGCGACACAAAUCAGCAAGAAGAGAAAGUUUGUAGCGGACGGUGUGUUCUACGCUGAGCUGAACGAGGUUUUAACCAGAGAGCUUGCGGAGGAUGGUUACUCUGGUGUGGAGGUUAGGGUUACUCCGAUGAGGACUGAGAUUAUCAUCAGAGCCACACGUACUCAAAAUGUUCUCGGUGAGAAGGGAAGGAGGAUCAGAGAGUUGACAUCUCUUGUGCAGAAGAGAUUCAGGUUUCCUCAAGACAGUGUUGAGCUUUACGCUGAGAAGGUGACCAACAGAGGUCUCUGCGCUAUUGCUCAGGCUGAGUCUCUUCGUUACAAGCUUCUCGGAGGACUUGCUGUCCGCAGGGCUUGCUAUGGUGUCUUGAGAUUCGUCAUGGAGAGUGGUGCUAAAGGAUGCGAGGUGAUUGUGAGUGGAAAGCUUCGUGCAGCACGUGCCAAGUCCAUGAAAUUCAAGGACGGUUACAUGGUUUCCUCCGGUCAGCCAACCAAGGAUUACAUCGACUCUGCUGUCAGACAUGUUCUGCUUAGACAGGGUGUUCUCGGAAUCAAGGUGAAGGUCAUGCUUGACUGGGACCCUAAGGGAGUAAAUGGACCAAAGACACCACUGCCUGAUGUUGUCAUCAUCCAUGCUCCCAAGGAGGAAGAUGUCAACUCUGCACCUGUUCAGGUUGCUGCUCCGGCUGCCCUUGCACCGGAAGCUCCCCUCACAGCAGUAGACUACCCUGAGAUGAUCCCAGUCGCCUAGAAGAAAGAAUCUCUUUUUACUACUAUGUGAUUUUGCUCUGAUAACUUUUCUGCUUUUUUUUGACAGUUUAUAGUUAUAUCGUAUCUUCGAAUCGGACACCUUUCUUCAAAUCUUAUUUCUAAAAAUGUUCCAACUUUUUUAUCAAGUUAAUUACUUUAAUCA